Molecule: messenger RNA, 1075 nt
Organism: Trichoderma asperellum CBS 433.97
Lineage: Eukaryota; Fungi; Ascomycota; Sordariomycetes; Hypocreales; Hypocreaceae
Gene: UBC12
Product: NEDD8-conjugating protein ubc12
Source: RefSeq, a predicted model, not a curated record
CCGCCGAUGAACGGUUGCUUUUCCUCUUGUCCAAAACAUCACUUUUGCGCACAAACGGAAAGACUUGGUCCUCCUCUAAAUCGGCGGUCGAGGCUCUGUUUUCCUCUUGCUCAUCAAAAGCAUUUUCAUUUCUUUCGUCCUUUUCUAUUCUUGCGGCUAGCCAUUUCAGGAUAUCGGUCUCACCGGCGACAUUCCAACAGCCCACGAUGUUGAACAUAUGGUCUAUGAAAAAAAAGCAAAAAGAAGCUGAGAAUGCUGAAGGUCAGGCCGCUGGGGGGAAGAGGAAGAAGGUGACGGCGGCGCAGCUGCGAGUGCAGAAAGAUUUAUCAGAACUAUCACUCGGCGCCACGAUGAGAACGGAUUUCCCGGAUCCUGACAACAUCCUCAACUUUAUCCUGAGUAUCGAGCCGGACGAGGGCAUGUACCGAGGGGCAAGAUUCACCUUCGACUUCGCCAUCAACCAGAACUUCCCCCACGAGCCCCCGAAAGUACGAUGCAUGGAAAAGAUCUACCACCCUAAUAUCGACCUGGAAGGCAAAGUUUGCUUGAACAUUCUGCGGGAGGACUGGAAGCCAGUGUUGAAUCUGAAUGCUGUCAUCGUGGGACUGCAGUUCUUGUUCUUAGAACCCAAUGCUUCAGAUCCGUUGAACAAAGAGGCUGCUGAUGACCUGCGAAGCAACCGAGAAGGCUUCAAGAGAAACGUACGAACGGCCAUGAGUGGAGGAACUAUUAAGGGUACUACAUAUGACCGGGUACUGAAAUAGACGUGAAGUUUUUGAGAGGAAAGGGGGGGGAGGUCGUGAAAAGAGGAUGGGCGAGACGACAACGAGAACACCCGACAUACCAUAUAAAGGACAUAUAUCGUCCGAUAUCCAUUUUUCCUAUAUUGGAGAUAUGGCGCUUCCACGCCUCAGCUUCCGCUGGUGUUUGAACCAAGGAGAACAUGGUGCCCAAUGCUUUCUUUCUUGGCGAGACCUAGCUAUGGGGUUCAACUUAUCUAUAUACUACCUUUCAUUAAGUCCAUAGCACUUAGCAUAGAAAUACAUGGCGUUCAUUGCGUAAUAUGAGGUUGAGU